AAAAGGAAAGGAACCAAGCAUCCAUUAUCGACUUGAACAAGCAUAUUCUCUCCAAAAAGGGUCUCAUCAUCAUCGGUACUUUAGUUUCAGGUCACAAACGUUCAAGCAACUCAUCAGUGGAGGAAUACAGAGACGAAGACGAUGAGUGAAGACACGACGCCGAUAGACAUCGUCAUGGAGGCGGCAUCCGGCCCGCACUUCUCUGGCUUACGCCUUGACGCUCUCCACUCCUCUUCAUUGUCUCCUCGCUCUUCAUUCUCUAUUCCCAAUCCUUCUUCUUCUGAUCCAACCCUAGCUGAUUCCGACACUCCCAAGCAGCCUUUUGUCAUCGGAGUUUGUGGAGGCACAGCUUCGGGUAAGACAACUGUCUGUGAUAUGAUCAUCCAACAGCUCCAUGAUCAUCGGGUGGUUCUUGUUAAUCAGGAUUCGUUUUAUCGUGGUUUAACAGCUGAAGAAUCAAAACAUGUGCAUGAAUACAAUUUUGAUCAUCCUGAUGCUUUUGACACUGAACAGCUAUUAGAAUGCGUUGAAACACUGAAAAGCGGCCAAUCUGUUCAUUUACCUAUUUAUGAUUUUAAAAUUCACCGACGUUCUUCAGACAGUUUUCGACAGGUGAAUGCAUCAGAUGUAAUUAUCUUGGAGGGCAUUCUAGUUUUUCAUGACCCAAGGGUCCGGAACUUGAUGAAUAUGAAGAUUUUUGUUGACACAGAUGCUGAUGUGAGACUUGCUAGGAGAAUAAGGCGUGAUACAGUUGAGAGGGGUAGGGAUAUAAACUCUGUGCUUGAGCAGUAUGCCAAGUUUGUUAAACCGGCUUUUGAUGAUUUUGUUCUUCCAUCAAAGAAAUAUGCUGAUGUUAUAAUACCCCGUGGAGGCGAUAAUCAUGUUGCCAUUGAUUUAAUAGUUCAACAUAUUCACACAAAGCUUGGCCAGCAUGAUCUCUGCAAGAUUUAUCCUAAUGUGUAUGUCAUUCAAUCAACUUUCCAGAUAAGAGGUAUGCAUACGUUGAUUCGAGACAGUGAUAUAUCAAAGCAUGACUUUGUGUUUUACUCAGAUCGGCUUAUUCGUCUGGUUGUCGAGCAUGGCCUUGGCUAUUUACCAUUUACUGAGAAGCAAGUUGUCACUCCAACAGGCUCAGUCUAUAUCGGGGUUGACUUCUGCAAGAAACUAUGUGGAGUUUCCAUUGUCAGGAGUGGCGAAAGUAUGGAGAACGCAAUGCGCGCUUGCUGUAAAGGAAUAAAGAUAGGGAAAAUUCUAAUCCAUCGAGAUGGUGAUAAUGGGAAGCAGCUCAUAUAUGAAAAACUUCCCAAGGAUAUAUCAGAACGACACGUUCUACUGUUGGAUCCAGUUCUAGCCACAGGUAAUUCUGCUAAUCAAGCGAUUGAGUUGCUUAUCCAGAAAGGAGUUCCAGAAUCUCACAUAAUAUUUCUGAAUCUUAUUUCUGCGCCUGAGGGAAUAGAAGCUGUUAGCAAACGGUUCCCUUCCUUGAAGAUUGUGACUUCGGAGAUUGAUGCGGCGCUCAAUAAGGAAUUUCGUGUCAUUCCUGGGAUGGGCGAAUUUGGGGAUCGAUACUUUGGGACUGAUGAUUGACUGAUCAUAGUUUGCUAGGAAGUGGUGCAAUAGUAUGUUUGAUGUAUUAGAUUAUAUUUCAUUCAUAUCAGAUGUUGAUUAUGAGAGAUUAUAUUUGGAAACUAAUAUAACCUGACCUGAUGAUUCACAUUCAGAAAUAUUUGACUUUUUUUCU
Impatiens glandulifera is the source of this 1741-nucleotide messenger RNA. Its product is annotated as uridine/cytidine kinase UKL1, chloroplastic. Bases 142 to 1587 code for a protein of 481 amino acids. Gene Ontology annotation, molecular function: kinase activity; ATP binding. The transcript has 14 exons. Gene Ontology annotation, cellular component: cytoplasm; chloroplast. The record is from RefSeq and is a predicted model, not a curated record. Lineage: Eukaryota; Viridiplantae; Streptophyta; Magnoliopsida; Ericales; Balsaminaceae.